GUCCAGGUGGCCAAUUAACCGCAAACGUUCUAAGCAAAAAGUAAUAGCAAAUAAAAAAUAAAUUUAAAAAAAACAAUGGGUGAACGUUAUAACAUACACAGUCAAUUGGAGCAUCUGCAGAGCAAGUAUAUUGGCACUGGACAUGCGGAUACCACCAAAUUCGAGUGGCUGACAAAUCAACACCGCGAUUCACUGGCCAGCUAUAUGGGACAUUAUGACAUGCUAAAUUAUUUCGCCAUAGCCGAGAACGAAUCGAAAGCAAGAGUACGGUUUAAUCUCAUGGAACGCAUGUUGCAGCCUUGUGGACCACCGCCAGAAAAAUUAGAAGAUUGAAACAAUAAAUAUUAAAAUAUAGGCAUUUUCUAUAUGAAAA
This is a messenger RNA of Drosophila innubila, 373 nucleotides long. It is a transcript of the gene Sf3b5, whose product is annotated as splicing factor 3B subunit 5. Gene Ontology annotation, cellular component: precatalytic spliceosome; U2 snRNP. The record is from RefSeq and is a predicted model, not a curated record. Lineage: Eukaryota; Metazoa; Arthropoda; Insecta; Diptera; Drosophilidae. The coding region runs from base 76 to 333 and encodes 85 amino acids. Gene Ontology annotation, biological process: mRNA splicing, via spliceosome. The transcript has a single exon.